Colletotrichum chrysophilum is the source of this 858-nucleotide messenger RNA. RefSeq lists its product as uncharacterized. NCBI's taxonomy places the organism in Eukaryota, Fungi, Ascomycota, Sordariomycetes, Glomerellales, Glomerellaceae. The transcript has 3 exons. The record is from RefSeq and is a predicted model, not a curated record. Bases 1 to 858 code for a protein of 285 amino acids.
AUGUACUUUAGGAGCUACAGCACAACCGCCAAUGGUCCCAAUCACAUCAACUACAUCGUCAACGCGCGAGGAGCUAACAACGUCAACCUCAACAAAUUCGCCUUCCCCGGCGCCGUCACCGACAGCCGGUAUGCCACGCCUACCUCGGUCCUAGGCUUCAACCCUAUUAUCAACUGGAACGACCAGAUCACCAACAUUGCCAACGUCUUUUCGGCUGCUCGACUAGCAGGCAAUGCCUCAUCCAGAGACUCUCUGUUCAUUUUCCUUGGUUCCAACACUGGAAACGAUGUGCUCAACACAUACAACACCACCAACCAGCCUCAACUCAUCACCAACCUGAUUGGCACAAUUCGCUCCAAGUUCGACCAGAUCUACAAUGCUGGUGCCCGUAACUUCAUUUUCCUCUCUGUCCUGCCUGCGGAGCUCAUUCCCCUCAUCCAGAGCCGCGGUGCAACCGACAUUGCCAAGGUUGCCGACUUUGCCCGCAACUACCAGACGGCUGUCGUAGCUCUGAUCAACGAGCUCAACAACAACACCAAGUACCGUGGACAGAUCACCAUCUUCUCUCCGGACUUCACUCAGACUCUCCGUGACAUCAAGAGCGGUGCAUUGAGGACUGGACCUACCGCAGGAUACCUGGACCGUUCCGGAUAUUGCGCUGAUGUUGGGCCCAUUGGCGAGUUUGUCCCACCGAACCCCGACUACACUUCGCCUAACUGCCAGUACUCGGCUCGCAAGUACCUCUUCCACGACCAGAUCCACUUCACCUCGCCAACCCACUGCGAGUAUGCUCUCAACUCCCUGCGUGCAAUGGGAGUUACUGCAACUCCUCAGCAGCUGUCUUGUCAAUUCGCUUAG